CAGCUGUUUUUGUCGCUAGCCCUGGUUUGGGAAAAUUUCACGGCCAACAACCGAAAUUCGCGGUCAAAAUUCGCGGAAGUGAGGUCUUUAGUUUUAUGUAAUGUUUAGGUGACGCGGAAUUAUCUCCUAGAACUGCGCUAAUUGUCCCACUCUGCCAUGUUCACCUACCACCUCGGGCUAGUGGUCCGCUGCGCGCGGCAGAAGCCGCUGUUCCUUUGGGCGCCCGCCUGCCACAUGAGCGGUCUCAGUCCGCUGAAGGAAUACGAGAAGCGUGUUAGUUCUGGCCAACUGAUGACCGACAACAGGCAGCUGCAGACGAUGAAGGAGCUGGAUGCGCUGUAUCACAAGAUUCAGGGGUAUAAACCCAGUUAUAGGUCGGGCAGCGGUGGAGGCGGAGGAUUCUUCAGCUCUCUCUUCGGUAGGAAAUCCUCCCCCGAAGACGACGAUCAGGAUGAUCCUAACGCUGGCAGUCACGCUCCCCAGGGCCUGUACCUGUACGGCAGCGUGGGAGUCGGCAAGACCACUCUGAUGGACCUCUUCUUCGACUGCUGCACCCAGAUUGAUCGCAAGCAGCGCGUCCAUUUCACUUCGUUCAUGAACAGCGUUCACACCCGCAUCCAUGAGGCCAAGCAAAGACAAGGACCCGUUGACCGGGCCUUCAACUCUGAGAAGCCAGCACCCUUUGAUCCCACAAGACCGGUUGCCGACUUGAUCGCCAGCGAGUCCUGGUUGAUAUGCUUUGAUGAGUUCCAGGUAACGGACAUAGCCGACGCCAUGGUGCUAAAGCGAUUGUUUACCCACCUUUUCCGCCAUGGCAUUGUGGUUGUGGCCACCAGCAAUCGGCAUCCAGAGGAUCUGUACAAGAACGGACUGCAGCGCACGAACUUUCUACCCUUCAUUGCGUUGCUUCAGCGUCGCUGUAAGGUGUCCCAAUUGGAUUCCAUUGACUACCGACGGAUAGCCCAGUCUGGCGACACCAACUACUUCGUCAAAGGCCAAACGGAUGCGGAUGGCAGUAUGAAUCGCAUGUUCAAGAUCCUGUGCGCCGAGGAAAACGAUAUUAUCCGGCCGCGAACCCUGACUCAUUUUGGACGAGAUCUGACCUUCAAUCGCACGUGUGGUCAAGUGCUGGACAGCACCUUCGCGGAACUCUGUGAUCGCCCUUUGGCUGGCAGUGAUUUUUUACAGAUAUCGCAAUUCUUUCACACCGUCCUCAUCCGUGAUGUGCCCCAACUGACCCUCGAUGUGAAGGCGCAGAUGCGACGAUUUAUUACGCUCAUAGAUACCCUUUAUAAUAACCGUGUGCGUGUGGUGAUAUCGUCCGAUGUUGCACUGGAGAAUUUGUUUAGCUUUUCUGGAGGUUCCAAAACUCUAUCUGAUUCUGAACGGACCUUAAUGGACGACUUAAAAAUAAACGAAUCCAAAUCCAGUUUCUUCACCGGCGAGGAAGAGUUGUUCGCCUUCGAUCGCACACUAUCUCGGCUCUACGAAAUGCAGAAGCGGGAGUACUGGGAGCAGUGGGCCAAACAUCGAUGAAUCCCUAUGUCACAAACCAGUAGUUCAAUUAGCGCUAUUAAAUUAUAUGUUUUCUACCUCGGUGUUGCGGAAAUUUAACAUCCAGAAUAUCUUGUACUUACAACUUUCAUAUCAAAAAUGCAAUAUUAAGAAUAGGUGCAACUUGCAAGUAUUAAAGCAAUAAAAGUAGACAAAGUUA
This is a messenger RNA of Drosophila santomea, 1714 nucleotides long. RefSeq names its product putative ATPase N2B. The record is from RefSeq and is a predicted model, not a curated record. The transcript is spliced from 4 exons. Gene Ontology annotation, molecular function: ATP binding; ATP hydrolysis activity. Lineage: Eukaryota; Metazoa; Arthropoda; Insecta; Diptera; Drosophilidae. The coding region runs from base 157 to 1536 and encodes 459 amino acids. Gene Ontology annotation, cellular component: mitochondrion; cytoplasm.